GUCCGAACGCCGCUGCGACGGUUCGAUAAUUUUUCUCCGCGAAAUUUUUCUCGCACGCGAACAAGUAGGCACCAACUUAAGCAGAGCGUACCGUCUUACGAUAGUUCCGCGGCGAUUAGUAGGAGGAAAUAUAUUGAAUUCGGUGUGAAAAAAAAAAGGACGCUUGGGUCCGUGCGUGUGCGUGCGUGCGUACCCGUGAGUGCGCGCUUUUCUCCUCGUUCGUGUUCGGUCCGUUUCUCGCAGAACAAGGUUUCCUCUCGUUCGGGUUUCGGUGCGAUCAAAUUAAGGUUAUACAAUUUGUUGGUAGUCGUUACCGCUGUCCGUCGUCGUCGUCACCGCCGCCGCCGUAGUUUUUUUUCUUUACCGAGCUUACGAGCUUUUCGUUGAUAACAGAGUUUUUGCGCGUAUUUUAAAACGUGUCGCCGCUUGUUAUUUUACCAACAGCAUCGUCGCAGUCAAUAUGCUGUUGUAAUAAAUGUGGCGCCAUUUAUUUGUUUUAAACUCGACCAUCGGUUUAGAAAAGUGCCAACAAAAGUGUUCUUCUAACAGGAUUUCAGUUUCUAUGUGAAGAUAAAUUUUGUAAAAAUGAGCCAAGAAGUAGAUGAAGCUAUAGUUACAAAAGUUGAUGAAGCUGAAACAGAUGGAACUGCUAUGAAACAAGAACUUACCAAUGUAGAUGUAUUGGUAUGUGGUUUAUGCCACGUAGGAUUUCAUUUUAUUGAAGAAUUUCAAGAACAUAAAGUUGGCGGAACGUGUAAAAAAAUAUCUGCAUUUCGUGACCAAAAUUCUGCGGAUAACAAACCUAAAAUUCUUGGAUUUUUGUUGUGGAAAAAUUCUCAAGCUAAACACAUUGCGGAAAAUCAAGAAGCAUGGAAAGUUUAUCAAAUGUGGUGUACUCUACCUGAAAGUGUGAAAGACUGUUGGAUCGAAGCUGGAAAAACUAUUCAUACCUAUGAUGAAUUCGCUAAAAAUAUUCCUAAUAAGAUUAUCAAGCUUGAUUCAAACUCUGCAAAUGAUGUAGUAGAAGAUAUACCACCUGUAGUUAUGAAACCUAGUGGUGAAUUUCCUUCUGGUCAAGAGUUUAUAGUUGAAAGAGUUGUUGCACGUCGUUUUAAUCAGAAAAAAAGAGUGUUUGAAUAUUUAUUGAAAUGGGAAGGUUACCCUCCUGAACAGAAUACCUGGGAACCUGCUGACAAUAUGUCUGCAUGCACCCAUCUUAUAAAACAAUACGAAGAUUCAUUAAUGAAGAAUGGUACAGCUUCAACUCCUGCUGGGAAAAGACCUGGACCUGGACGCCCACGUAAGAUUGAACAGAUUCAAAGUAUUGGAGGAGUAGUUAAACCAAAAAUAUCCCCUCAAUCACAAGUUGAACAAAUUGGAUUAGCAGGGAGGCCAGUACGAAGCAGUAAACAAAAAGCUAUGGAUCAAGUUAAAUAUUGGUGUGGUACCAUGAAAUCUAAUGAAGAACCAGUUGAAAAUAAGUCAACUCAACAAAAUAUAUUAAAACGUGAUUAUGCUAUGUUAGAAGAAGAAGAAGAAGAUGAAGAUGUUCCAGUUUUAAAGAAAAAAUACUUUCAUCAAGAUUCUGAGGACGAAGAGUGGGAUGAUCCGUCUUUACAGAAAUCAAAUGCAUUAGUUGAUGAAAAUGUAGAACCUAAUGUAAACUUGGGAAAAAUCGUUCCUAGAGGUCAACUGACAAUGGAAGAACGUAUUAAAUAUAAUGUUUCAAGAAGUGUCACUAGACCAUCAAUCUUUCCUGUGUUAAAACGCGAGGAACGUGUUAAAAAGAUUAAGAAUCAUUUGUCUCAUUUUAAUAAUGUUCAUAGAAAUUCUGAUUUAGGUUUAUUACAAAUUUCACCUCAUUUAACACAAGUCACUUUAGCAUCAAUGAAAGGCUUUGUAAAAUUAGAAACUAAUCAAGUACCACAAUCUGGUAUUUAUUUAUUUUCUAAUUUAGAUGGAUUUACCAGAUUAAAUGACAGUGAUAAAACUCAAACUAUGAUGAUGAUGAUGAAACAUCGAGAUGAGCCGAAAAAAGGAAAAGUAGUUUAUGCUGAUGGAGCUCAAGCACUUCUACCGCAAAAAAAAACUCUUGAUCUAGCUAAAGCAAGAGAAACUGUACACCAGGCGUCUCCCUUAAUGAAAUCCUAUACUAAUAAAAAACCAUUUAUCCCUCCGCCCACAAAAAUCCAAGCUGCUGUGAAACCUAGACCAUUUUUGCAUAAAGUUGCUGCUGCUAAUCCAGAGGUUGAGAAGACUUUGCUUCAGAAACCACAAGGAUCUUCUGGAAUUAAAGCUCCUAAUAGUAAUGUGACAUUUGUUCCAAGGCGUACUCUGAAUAAUAGAGUACAACAAGGUGCUUACGCUUAUAACACCCCAGAGCAGUUAGAAUUUUGGGAAGACACGGCAUCCGACACUGAUGACGGCGGCCUGUCGGACCAUUUCCCAUCAGAAGAUGUUUCAAUUCCACCUAAUAGUCCAAAUAGACCAUUAACACUUUGUCCAACAACUGGAAAAAGGUUAAUGAAAGCUGAAGGUGAAAAAACACCAGAGCCUACACCACCAUCAAGUCCUAAGUCAAUGAUUACUCUCAAUGAUACAUCCAUGAUGAGUAGACAAAAUGAUAAUUCUCUUUUACCAACGCUUAUAAAAAUGGAACCUGGAACUGGAAAUUUAGGAAAUCAAAAUUCAAUGAUAUCAAUAAGUGAACCUGAAAAAGUAAAUCGUACUCCCCAAAUGAUACAUCAUCAAUCCAGACAAAGUUUUGUAAAUUAUAAAGACAUUCCAGCUGCAUCUAACUCGGGCAUACGUAUGAAAAAACCUAAUUCAAGGCCAAAUAAUAGUAACAAGUCGUUACAUGUGAGUUCUGGAAUUUCAAAACCCCAUAGUUCACUAAAUGUUCCAGCACGAAAAAUACAACAAAAACAGGAACCACAGGUAAAUCAACAGUUUCCAGGACAGCCUGCCAUUCUCACAGAUGAGUCUGGGCGUUUAAUUUUGUCUACUGAAGAAGCAGAUAGUAUGAUAACCAUUACAGGAGAUGAUGGCAUGCUCUAUCAGGUUUCUGCUGCACAAUUAGCUGCCAGUGGAGGUACAGUAUUAUUGGCUGGAAAUGGUGAAACAGAUGGGCAGCAAUGUGUUUUUCUUACAGAAGAUGGAAAUAGUAUGAUUCAAGCUAAUACAAAUCAAGAAGGAAUGAUAGCGUUAGAUGACUUUGGAAAUUCUGUUGGUCAAUUAAUGCCACAACAGCUGGAUUUAGGAAACUUGGUCACGGAUGAUGCAGGUAAUAUGUAUAUAAAAGAUAAUGAAACGGGUCAAUAUGUACCAGUAUCAGCUACUGAACAAGGUGGCCAAGUUGUUAUACAACCAAGUGAAAAUUAUGCACAAGAACCUCAAGUUAUGCAAGAAGAUCAAGAUCAAUUGGUCGCCCAAAUUAUUGAUGCUGGAGAGCCAGCUCCUGGAGGUGGUCCACGCAGAGUUGUAUUACAAUUACCUGAUGGUAAUUUAAUGGUAACUGAAAUGGAUGAAGAACAAUUCGCUGCUCUUGAAAUGGACAAAUAG
Messenger RNA from Sipha flava (yellow sugarcane aphid), 3561 nucleotides. RefSeq lists its product as uncharacterized. Gene Ontology annotation, biological process: negative regulation of transcription by RNA polymerase II; chromatin organization. The record is from RefSeq and is a predicted model, not a curated record. Bases 586 to 3561 code for a protein of 991 amino acids. Gene Ontology annotation, cellular component: pericentric heterochromatin. The transcript is spliced from 18 exons. NCBI's taxonomy places the organism in Eukaryota, Metazoa, Arthropoda, Insecta, Hemiptera, Aphididae. Gene Ontology annotation, molecular function: chromatin binding.